AAAGGCAAUUUAUGAAAUUUCAGAUUUUAAUAAUAUAUAUAAAUAAUAAAAUAAAUUAAAAAAAUACUUGGUAUUACGUUGCAAAAAUUCUGUUUGAUAUAAUGGCGAGCGAGGUACGCUCUGGAGUUCUACAUGUUCAAAAAGUUAGUGGCCUCGUCAAAAAAUUCCAAAAGCGAUAUGUUGCAUUGUUUAAAAGAUCCCCACACGGUGUCUCUAGACUAGAAGUAUACGAUUCAAAAGACCAGUAUGAGAAACGGAACAAAGGCCCGAAGAAACAUAUUAUUAGUCUCGAGUCCUGCGCUACGAUCACACGUAAGCCAGUCUAUGAAGGAAAAAAAGUUGAUUUCUAUAUCACGCUGACAUUUGAUGACAGCAAAGAGCAACUUUUUCAAACCGAUUCUGAAGAUGAUAUGGAAUUAUGGUACGCUUCAAUGAGUAGCGUUAUCUUCGGGGGAGCCGGUCUCACAGAUAACGUUAUUUACCAACAGUAUGAAGAGGACGGAUAUGAUGUUGUCAUCAAACAAAACGAUGUUGUCAACAAAUUAAAACUAAGUGGGAUGUAUUCUCUUGUCGUCUCAGCGGAAGAUGUUGAAUUACGUGAUAAAGGAACGAAGCAAGUCAUUACCAGGUGGCCGCUACAAUUAUUACGAAAAUAUGGGCGCGACAAGCAAGAAUUUUCUCUCGAAGCAGGCCGGCGUUGUCCUACAGGACCGGGAAUGUUUUACUUCAUUACUGAUCAUUACAACGCGAUUUUUCAAGAUGUUGAUAAUAAAGUUCGUAAUCUUGCAGAAAGAGGCCGUGCUCACAGCACAUCAAGCACGAAAGCAGGUGUUUCCCCAACUUUUAAACCUCCUGAUAGCCCAUUGAUUCAAACCUCUGUUCCUCCAUCUCCGUUUAGAGACGGCGAAAGCGAAUACGAUAACCCACUAGACAUGAGAAAAAGCGCAGCAAGUAUUGAAGAGUCUAUCUACAACGAACCAGUAAACUCGAAACCCUCAAAGAAGGGACAGAAAGGCAAACCAGAAAAUCCUACUGCAAAAGGCAAAGGCGGGAAACUUGGACCUCAAAAACCAGACCGAUCGAAUCCCAAAAAGAAAGACAAAAAAGGUAUGAAAGGUCAAAGUUUACCGGCCCCACCCCCACCGCCCCAAGUAGAAGAAGCAAUGUACGCAGAGGCUACAAAUCUUUCCGGUGACUCAGAUGCGCAAGCUUAUGGCCGUCUCGAUUUCGAAGGAACGGGAAUUGCGAAGCGUUUUUCAAACACAAGUAGCGACAACCAAUACGAUUCUCUCGAUUCAAAGUGGAAUGAAGAAGAUACUACUUAUGCUACAGCUGGAUCGAUUAAUCAACGGUUGUCAGGUCUUUCUACUGAAGAGGAAGGCCUCUAUGAUAAGGUACAAAGGAAAUGAUAGACUUCACUAAUCUUUUUGGAGAAGUUUCUUUCUGUAUACUAGAGACUGGGAGAUAUUUAAAAAAAAUUUAAAGUACUUUUAGAAUAUUUCUUUUUUUCAAACAGGAUUCUCCUGCUGUCUUAAGCAUUUUAUAUGCUUGCUUCAAAAAUCAAAUCUGCUGUCCAAAACUGAAACCAAUAGUUCCUACAGAGGAAGCCAUUUAAAUAGCAGCAAUUGGGGCCAUCUUUCCAUCCCUAUACUGUCUAUAUGGCUGCCCAAUAGCCCACUAUGGGAGAGGCCAUUCAAAUGGCGAUUGGUACCGUACAUCCACCCAUCCCUAUUUCUAACCUUCUGCCUAUAUGGCAAGCCAAUGGCCCUCAAGGCAAGUUAUUCAUCAAAUGGCAAAUAGGACCGUGUAUGUAGACCCAAUUUAUUUCUAAAUUACAUGAUUUGACUGAAUCCUAGCAGCAUUGAAGCAUGACUUGACAGCACAAGGCAUAUUCUGUUGGGAUGAAAUUAUGCUGCCAAGAGGAAUACUUUUAGACAGUUUAUUCCCAUUUUUGGCCAACACCAAGCCAGUCCCUUUUAUCUGUAAAAAUUUUAUUUUUCCUUUUACUUAUUUUCAAACAUAUAUAUCCAAGAAAAUAUGCAUUUUUAUUGCAAAUAUUGUCAUUGUUUUAUUAAUAGAUUAUUGUGAUCUUUGCUUAUAUGUUUUACUUAAUAAUCCAUAACACUCUUUGAUAGAAGCUAAUAUUUUAUUGUUUCAUUUUCCAAUACUGAGCUACCGCAGACGUAGAGAAAUAUGGAUGGGUAAAACAGACUUAUUUUCUAUUUUCUACCAAGACUCAGAAAUGACCAUAAGUGAAUAAUAUACUAUUGCAAUUUUGAUCAGAGCAAUGUCUCAAGCCCUCAACUAAAAUUGAAAGAGUACUGAUAGAAGUGAUGGUCCCAAGCUCUUGACUAAAAUUGAAAAAAUAUUGAUUGAGAGGUUGCAAGUUUGAUCAAGGCAAUGUCUCGAGCCCUCAAUUAAAAUUGAAAGAGUACUGAUAGCAGAGUUAUAAGUUUACUCAAAGCAAGGUCUCGGGCUCUCAACUAAAAGUGUGAAGAGUACUGAUAGAAGUGAUGGUCCCAAGCUCUUGACUAAAAUUGAAAAAAUAUUGAUUGAGAGGUUGCAAGUUUGAUCAAGGCAAUGUCUCGAACCCUCAAUUAAAAUUGAAAGAGUACUGAUAGAAGAUUUCCAAGUCUGCUCAAAGCAGGGUUUUGAGCCCUCAACUGAAAGUGGAAAGAUUACUGAUAGAAGAGUUGGUCCCAAGCCUUGCAUUCAAAGUGGGAAUAGUACUGUUAAAGUUGCAAAUUUUUUUUGCUCUAAACCGCUUUGAACAUAUAAAGUUAGGCUCCUUUCUUUCGUAUUAUUGACUAUUAGAUCUAAUCACAGAUGUCGCUGCUCGUUAAACAGUUUUGACUUAUUGCGUCUUCCUCCACCCUGAAAUGCAAUAUUUAUGUUUCUUCAAUAUAUUGUUCCUUGUUUGUAUAAAGUGUAUUUUUGGUAUGGUGAAAAAUCUAAUGGUUAUUCUUGUUGGCAUAUGGAGGUGUAUUAAACGAAGUAAAUAUUCUGAACAAUUACUGAUUAAAAAACAAAAAACCUGGUUAAGAUAUCUUGAGAACUGACUUCAUAACAAAAUUGAAAUUCUAAAGGACUUUAUCAUAGACUUUAUCCUGUAUAUCCUGCUGACUUCGUAGCAAAAUUUUGAGUUUGUAACAGGACAUUAUGAACAAUAUGUAUAUUCCUUUGAGCGUUUAAAAUCCAAAUUAUUGACAAGACAGGAAUCUAGAUAUGCACUAUAAUGUCUGUCAAAUUUUUUUUAACCAAAAUUAAAAAGCAUCUACAUAACAAGCCUAAUCAGAGUUAGAAAUACGAUAAUCAAAUUCACACCAUAUAUGAUUUGAUAUAAAUACUUCAAAAAAAUUUCCAUGUAACAGCCAUGCUAAGGUAGUGACUCAUGGUCCGUUACAUACAUGUAAUGUGCAUUACUCAUAAAUGCUGAAUCGUCACAGAUUCCUAUUUUUAACGUUCAUUAAUCGCUGGAAUGUAUAUUGAUAAUGACAUGUAUAGGUAUGCUUUUUCCUGGAACAAAAAGCCGCACAGUUUAUACAAACAUAAUAUAGAGCCAAAUCUUACUAGAGGUGGCCAAAAACCGAAUAAUUAUCUACAUUUCUGAGUAUGAUAUAAUGAUGUAAGGAUAUUUUUGAACAUGAAAUAAUAGAUAUACAGGGUAUUCAUAAUCUUACCAGGGUAAUAUAUCUUAACCAGGUUUUUUCUUUUAUUUUGAUCACCUUUUUUUACUUUAUAUAAUACGCCUUUAAGUGUCAAAAAACUAUCUAUGAUAUCCAGGGGCGUAGCAAGUCUUAGCAAGCCUAAAGGACGAGGUUUGGAAAAUCAGAAUCAAAAUUUUCAUGCAACGGCUUGUAAAACAGGGGCCGCGAUAAUGCAACUCAUUAAAAUAGCUGACUUUUUCAACGAUAGCGACUUCUUGUUGCCUAAAAUAUUCAAGUCAUGACCAAUGUGAACAUUUAAAAUGUCUUGCUAUAUUAAUUUGUGUUUAUUUAUUGUGUUUAUUGGAAAUUUCGUCCAGAACCCCAAAUUAUCUGUUCUUGGCUUUCCUUGCUAGGAUUCCUUAUUUGCUGUUGCCAACGGAAACAAUACCAAUGUCAAAUUUUGAUUGUUAUAAAAAUGAAAGUGGUUUUCGAUUUAUUUCGAUUUCACUAUCGCUGAGUUAAUGUUUAAUAAAUUACAUUAUAAUUUUGUUAUAGUUUGGUUUAAAAUCGGCCAAAUCAAAAAUGGACACAAGGCACUACCUAAAAUCAAAACUAAAACAGUUACAACCUUGAAAUUGACCAAAAGGUUCAUAAUGACAGAAGAUCAGAAAUUCCAUUUAUAAAAUAUGUAACAAAAAUUACUUUAUAAAAAAUAUAAUGUAAUUCAUUGAACCUAAUGUCUAUGUCUGAAGAAAUUACGGUCAGGUUGGUAUAUUGAUGCAUUAUAGUAAAAAGAAUUGAAUAAUAAUGCAUGGCUAGCCUAUGCUAUCAAAACUUGGCCAACAUCGAUUUUAAAAGCGUUCAAGUGCGACCUGGCGACAUAGAAUAAUAAUAUUCUGACCAGUUAGGGUCCAUUGGUCAUUCUUAGCAGGGUAUAGAAGUCUGAAUAGUGCCAAACUAGACAAAAAAUAAAUUUUUAAAAACCUUGUACUAAACAAUUUUUUGGGAGAUAUUUUUGUCAUGCUUUUACCAAAAACAAUCAGGUUGUAAACUUUUGAUUAUUUUUUUUGUGGAUAUAUUGUUAUGUAUUUAUUGUUAUAAAUUUGAUUUCAUUUUUGCUAUUUUAAUAUUGAAGAUCAUUUAUGCCAGAUUAUUUAAAGGGAGCCGUGGUAAAGUUCCAUUAGAAUCUUAGACUUUUGAAUAAUUAAAAUUUUCACUACCCCACCAAUGCCCGAGAGAAAAUUUUGAUUCUUUCCAAUUCAAGACUAUGAUGAGUUGUCACAGCUCUGGGCAAUAGAGGCCAACCUGCCUCUGCAUUCUGUGUCAAUUCGUUCAUUAAUUAUUAACAGGGAAUACAAAUUGUGGUGUGUUUUAGUGUUCACCGAUUUUAAUUAGCUUCCUUGGAACAUGUCCUUCUUAUAAUGGCAUGUUCACUGCCUGUUACUCGUCAUUUUAUUUUGAAAGGGAACUGUGUUUAGUGAACUUGCGCUGGGAAUCGUACCUAGCACUGUCUGCCACUGAUUUUUUGUUGCAUGAAGACUGAUUUUGGUUAGACAAAAUGUUAUGAAUUUGUUGAAACGUGAAGCAAUACUAUUAUACAUGACAAUAUUUCAAGUGUUUCUUUUUUUGUAGAAAAUAAUGAUAAAUUGUUUUUUUUUGUGCGUUUCUAUAAUUAUGCUGCAAUUUUUAUGUUCCUAUUUAUCUAGAAUAUAAUAAUGUACAUGAAAAAAUUAUUUUUAGCAUG
Messenger RNA from Styela clava, 5391 nucleotides. RefSeq names its product docking protein 1-like. Lineage: Eukaryota; Metazoa; Chordata; Ascidiacea; Stolidobranchia; Styelidae. The record is from RefSeq and is a predicted model, not a curated record. Gene Ontology annotation, cellular component: cytoplasm. Gene Ontology annotation, biological process: positive regulation of MAPK cascade; Ras protein signal transduction; cell surface receptor protein tyrosine kinase signaling pathway.